Topomyia yanbarensis is the source of this 1892-nucleotide messenger RNA. RefSeq lists its product as uncharacterized. Gene Ontology annotation, cellular component: nucleus. The transcript has 3 exons. Gene Ontology annotation, molecular function: zinc ion binding. NCBI's taxonomy places the organism in Eukaryota, Metazoa, Arthropoda, Insecta, Diptera, Culicidae. The coding region runs from base 107 to 1516 and encodes 469 amino acids. The record is from RefSeq and is a predicted model, not a curated record.
AUAAAGAAAUAUGGCGGUCACAACAUUGGUGUUGAAUAGUGCUGAAAUGUAAAGGUAAUAAAAUUGCAUUCAUACUAAUUCGUCAGAAUUAGUGAAGUAUAUCGAAAUGACGGAUAAAUGCUGCAAAUGUAACUUGCCAAAAGAAGCCCCAAAAUCGCAGCCCGGAUCAGCAUCAUUUCGAUACAUUUGCCGCCUGUGUUUGAUGCGUGCGGAAGACACGGAGCCUAUUUUUAUCCACCCCGGGGACAGUACAUUGGCCAACAAAAUCUUAGCCUGCACCGGUGUACAGGUUGACGAAAAUGCAGCAGUUGGUCCGAAUUCCAUUUGCAUGUCAUGUAAGACAUCGGUUUACAAAAGUUUUCAAUUUCUGGAACUUUGCCAACGCAACAAUAAGAUAAUACAGAAUCUACUAGCAAGUCACAACAAGACUGGGAACGGGGAUCCUCCAAGUAACGAGUUACGCAUGGUCAUUCGCUCCACACCUGUAGUAACACAUCCUAAGUUGGUACACAAUAGAAAACGAACUGUAUCAAGGCGCAAGUCAACUCGUAGCAAUUUGGAAUUGUCGACAAGUGCAAGCGAUAUCACUUGGAGUGAUUGUGACACUGACGAACAGGGUGAAGACGAAGUUGAUGAAGUUCUUCCAUUCCGACAAACGGCCUACGAAACCGAUACACAAGAUGAUUCACCAAAAAGGCAAAGAUUAAGUUUAAGCGAAAAUAAAGUUCCCACAUUAGUUAUACCAAUUACACGCUUAAAUGGAAGAAUUGUGCAAAAUUCACCUCGGACUGUAUCAGAUGGACGAACAUCGCGUGCCUCAACGGUUGAUCCGGUUGGUGAAAAUGAUUUAUUCCAGUGCGAAUUCUGCGAAGGAUCUUUCCCCUACCGUAUUCAAAUAAGACAGCAUAUAGAUAUUUACCACGCUGAUCGAAAGCACGAAUUGGCGUGUAAAUUUUGUUCGAAAGCCUAUUUUACCACUGAUACACUCCGUAAGCACAUCGCACAGAAACAUCCAUCAUCCGUAAUGUUAGAAUGUAAAGUGUGUCAACGGUCAUUCGCUAGUCCGCAAGGAUUACAUCAACAUUACCGUUCACUUACCCACAGAGCAGCUACUGGAGAAGCUGUCUAUCCACGAAGACGGUCUUCGUAUAUUAGUAAUAACAACCGCCGCCCAUCUUGUAAUUCGGAAUUCGAUGACUAUCAGCCAGAUAGAAAUCGAUCACGUAGGAAAUCGUCCCAAACGCGAAGCAUAUUUGAUGACGAUUACAAUCCUUAUGCAAACGUAUGCUAUGAUGAAGUAGCAACAUACAAGUGCGACUAUUGUGAUGUCCGCUUUGAUGAUAGACAGAGUCUAGCAAAGCACAUCGGUGUUCGACCGUGCCGCGUGGAGUUGGAACCUCUCGAUCUGGAUCUACUUUUGGAGAAAAUGGAUCUGGACGAACUUCUCAGACCGAUCAACAAUGGCGACGAAGUUGCAAUAAUCGAGCCACCCAUCGAAAUAGUCGACCUUACGUAGCAUACCGCUAUCCACAGUGAUCAUUCAACAGCAAAGCGUCUAAUCUUACGAAUCAAAUUUACCAAAAAUCCUACACACUGCAAUCUCUAAGAAAUAUGAAUUAUAUUUUUCCAUGUAGUUAUAAGCAAAUAUGCGUAUUAGAAGUCAUAUAUUUUUCAAUCAAAACUAUUAUGCAUUUUUAGUGCUAGUAGAGAUAUCGAUCAUUCGUUAAAAUAAGAGAAAACUUAAAUUGUCAAAUUUUUAAUUAGAAAACAUUCGAACUGAAUGUUUUCUCUAUGGUUCAUGUUGAAAUGACAAAAAAAACCUAAUAUUUAUUUGAAUUGAAUGGUUUCAAUAAAGAAAUGUACGACAAAAUAGGUGGGUCCAAAGGAUUUUG